This is a messenger RNA of Pieris napi, 7333 nucleotides long. RefSeq names its product sortilin-related receptor-like. The transcript has 29 exons. The record is from RefSeq and is a predicted model, not a curated record. Bases 126 to 6641 code for a protein of 2171 amino acids. Gene Ontology annotation, molecular function: protein binding. Gene Ontology annotation, biological process: post-Golgi vesicle-mediated transport. Lineage: Eukaryota; Metazoa; Arthropoda; Insecta; Lepidoptera; Pieridae. Gene Ontology annotation, cellular component: Golgi apparatus; membrane.
ACUGUCAUCAUUUGAGUGGUAGAAAUCCGUAGAGAAAUCGGCAUUUUUGUUGUUAGUUGCCAUUCGGUGUUUAAAUUGUAUUGGUGUCUGGAUGAUAAUCAACAAUAACUUUUAGUGAUGACAAAAUGUUUCAGUCUCUAGGACGUUUAUUUAGUGUAAUUGUGGUGAUUUAUAUAUUUUCUGGUAUCGUGACUUGUGAAUAUGAGCCUACACUGUACGUGGCAUCAGACCCUCUUAGUUCUCGUAAAGUAACUGUAAUAAAUAGAAACAAUGAAAUUACGGAUUAUGAUGCAAAUGAAAGGAUAAAGCGAGAUGCAACACUGAGUUCACCGUCUUCGACAAAAAACAUCAGUACAUGGACUACCCACCUAAAUGACAGUCACCAACAAUUAAUGGUUCAUUGGGUUGGGGAAGGAUCCAAUGUUAUUAUCUGCUUGGCAAGAGAUUCUAGCCCAAGAAACAAAGGUACCAUAUCACCAUCGGCUCUGUACAUCUCAUAUGAUUAUGGAAAGAAUUUUACUAACAAGACUGAGAAUUUUAAACUCAACGAUGCACCGGAUAGUGGAUAUGCACAGCUGGACAAGUUCUUUAAUCAUCCUAAGUAUCCUGAAUUUUGUGUUUUUAUUGACUCCACAAAUAUGAAGCUAUAUACAACAAAUGACAAUGGACAUACUAUUCAUAGAACCGAUUUGUCCUUCCAUCCCAAUGAAUUGGCUUUUGAUGAGGAGUUUCCUGUCAGAUUUGUUAUAUUAGACAAAACCAAUUCAAGUAGAAAUCUUUACCUCACAGUCGACGGUGGAAAGACCUUUAAGCUCAUCCAGAGUUAUGUUAAGACUUUCUCCUGGUCCUCCGGUCCGGACUUUCCUAAAAUGUUUUAUCUGGAAAGAUGGAUGCCGCGCAACACGUCUAAUGUGUUGAAAGUCAACGAUCCUGCGAAUAUGAGCCAAGCGGAGAGGCUGUUCGAGUACGCGAAGGACUUUCAAAUUAAAGGCGAUUUCAUGUUUGCAACACGAGAAUCGGACUCCAAGAAAAACAUAGACCUGUACAUCUCAUACCAACGAGGUCCCUUCUACAAAGCGGAAUUCCAAACUGAGCUGGAUCUCAGAAAGUUUCACAUUGCGGAUGUGACAGACAAACGUAUAUUUGUCUCUGUCAUGCACACUGAGAACGUAGCCAAUUUAUAUGUAUCAGAAAUUAGCAAGAAUUUCACUAAAUACAAUUUCGUCCUGAGUUUGAAGCAGAUACUGUGCUAUUUCCCGGAGGGAAAUUUCAAGAACAGCUGGCUUGAAGAUGUAACUGAAGAUCCUUUCACCGACCUCUAUCGGGUGGAAGGUUUAAAAGGCAUCUACAUAGCGUCUAAGAUUAACUCUAAGUCAUUGGUCGAAAGUAUUGAACCCGAACACUUGGUCUCAUUGAUCACAUAUGACCACGGAGUCACCUGGUCGCCAAUUUCACCACCUGUUGAAGACGAAAAUGGUAAACCCUUCAAUUGUCACAUAGAGAACUCGUGCAGUCUUCAUUUAUGUCAGAAGUUCAGUCAACUAUAUCCAGUUACAAGCCCCCCGGGAAAUGUCAUAAAUAACGAUUUGAGAUCCGCCAGCAUAAUGAGCUCGAAAUCGGCCCCAGGCAUUAUAAUGGCCACCGGUGUGAUGGGCAAGUCCCUCAAAGGCAUUCCUGGAGUGUACCUCAGCCGAGACGCGGGUCUCACGUGGAAGAGGAUUCUCAAGGACUAUUAUUUCUUUAACUAUGGAGACCACGGAGGUGUACUCGUGGCCGUUAAAUACUUUAAAUCCAGAGGCGAAACACGAAGGAUACUGUAUUCCACCAAUGAAGGCAUGGAGUGGAAUUCAUACGAAUUCAACGAGGACGAGCUGCGCAUUUACGGUCUCAUGACGGAGCCGGGCGAGAACACAACUACGUUCACCAUGUUCGGAUCGGCCAACGAGCAGCACCAAUGGAUCAUCAUCACCAUCGACUUGAUGAAAGCUUUCGAACGUAACUGUACCGACGGCGACUACAAAUUCUGGUCUCCCUCGCCACCCAACUCCACCGUCUCUUGCGUUCUCGGAAAGAGGGACGUCUUCCAAAGGCGACUUCCGCACACCGACUGCUAUAACGGCGUUUCCUACGUUCGCUCCGUCAGAAGAGAGCGCUGCGAGUGUGGCCGAAGAGAUUACGAGUGCGAUUACGGAUUUAUUAACUCGAACAACAUUUGCAUCUUCAACCGGUCCAUCCCGGCGGACAAAUACGACCCCUACGCGGUCCCGCCCGAGUGCGAGCCCGGACACUUCUACAAGCGCACGAAGGGCUACCGGAAAAUCGACGGGGACGUCUGCAUGACACCCUACUACACUCCUUACGAACCGGACCUGAUCCCUUGCCCUCUCGAGGAACCGCCCGGCUUCAUCUUGGUCGCUUUACGAGAAAAGAUCGCUCGCAUCGACCUCGUCGACAACUCCACCGUCGUCCCGAUCAAAGGCCAGCAGAACAUCGUGGCGAUCGAGUUCGACAUGAAGAACAACUGCAUCUACUGGGCCGACAUCGAGGUGGAUAAAAUCAGCCGACAGUGUUUCAACAACGGAGACAAACAGGAGAUCGUCGUCGAUACGGACCUAGCCAGCAUAGAGGGGAUGGCGCUGGAUUGGAUCUCCAACGUUCUCUUCUUCGUGGACGGUUCGAGAAAGAAGAUAGAGGCGGUCCGAACGGAUCUAUCCAGUCAGGGUAGAAUGAGGGCGACGAUCCUAGAUUCCAAAGUUCUGUCCAAGCCGAGAGGCAUCGCCGUGCAUCCGAAGGCCGGUUACCUGUUCUGGACCGACUGGGACAGGAAGAACCCGUCCGUGUCCAGGUCCAACUUGGACGGGUCCGACGUCAAGAAACUGUUCACGAACCCGAUCGUCCAGUGGCCGAACGGCAUCACGAUCGACCAAAUGUCCGAGAGGAUAUACUGGGUCGACGCGAUGGAGGACUACAUCGCGAGCGCCGACCUGGAAGGGAAGUACUUCAGAAGGAUUCUGUGGCACGACGAGAAAGUCUUCCAUCCGUUCGCGGUCGCGGUGCUGAAAGACAAGAUGUACUGGGACGACUGGAAGGCCAAGUCGAUAUUCAUCGCGGACAAGGACACCGGCGCGAACGUCAUCACGAUCAACGACUCGUUCAGCGGCCUCAUGGACCUGAAAGUGUUCUCGCACUUCAUGCAGCACGGGAGUAACGCGUGCUCGUACAAGAACACCAGUUGCAACUAUCUCUGCCUCGGGGCGCCGGGGAACAAGUUCAGCUGCCUGUGCCCCGACGGGUUCAAGAUGGUCGACGGGAAGUGCCUCUGCCCGAACGGCUUGGAGCCGGCUUCGAACAUGACGUGUCCCAAAUUGAACGGAACGUGCGGACCCAACGAGUUCACCUGCAAGAACGGCAUGUGCAUGACGAGCACCUGGCGCUGCGACGGCAACGACGACUGCGGAGACAACUCGGACGAGGCGGGCUGCGUCUGCGAGCCUCCCAUGAUCGCCUGCUCCGACUCCAGCUGCUACAUGCCCCAGUGGAGGUGCGACGGAGACAUCGACUGCCCCGACAUGAGCGACGAGAAGGAUUGCGGUAAGCAGAAUUGCACCGAGACUCAGUUCCAGUGUCAAAACGGGCAAUGCAUAGAGAAGAGAUGGGUCUGCGACGGAGACAACGACUGCCGGGACGGGUCUGACGAACGAAAUUGUACGCACCAAACACCGAAACGCCCCGACAGUCUGAGCUGCAGCUCCCGAGUGUUCGCCUGCGGCAACGCCUCCGACGCCCUCUGCAUUCCCAACUCUUGGGUGUGCGACGGGGAGAGGGACUGUCCCGGCGGCGAAGACGAGACCCUGGACAAGUGCCUCAACUCCACCUGCGCCCCUUUCAUGUUCCGAUGCCCCAGCGGAAAGUGCAUCUACAACUCGUGGGUCUGCGACGGGGAGAACGACUGCGGGGAUCACGAAUCGUCGGACGAGAGGAACUGCUCGUCGACCGGCCGCUCCAAGCUGAUCCCUCGCCUCGACGACAAACCCGUUUUCACGAACGGCUCCUGCCUGGACUGGAUGUUCAAAUGCGACAACGGAAACUGUUUGCCUUAUUGGUGGAGAUGCGACACCAUAGACGACUGCGGCGACAACUCCGACGAAGUGGCCUGUGGCGCGGUGGAACCCGCCAAACCUGCCAACCCCGCCGAUCCCCCUCCGGAUCACCCGCGGCAUAAGCAGAAGUGCGCCAAGGAUCAGUUCACUUGCUCACCGGGCGUGUGCAUCCCUCUGGCGUGGGUGUGCGACUCGGCCGUGGACUGCGAGGACGGAGCCGACGAGCGCGGAUGCACUCGCGCGUCCGUCCCGCCCGCUCCCGCGCGGUGCGACAGGGACGGCACGCCCUGCAGGGACGGCGUCGGGUGCGUCGCGCUCGCCAAGGUGUGCGACGGAGCGUUCGACUGCGCCGACGAGAGCGACGAGAGCUUCUGCGUUCGGAGUCUCCCGCGACCCGGAAACUGCUCGGACAAGUUCAUCGCGUGCGACGACGGCACCAAGUGCCUCUGGCCCUCGAUGCUGUGCAACGGAAGAAGAGAUUGCUACGACGGAAGCGACGAGAGCAACUGCUCCGGCGGCGACUCUCAUCCGUCUCCGCCGCUGAGCAUCGGCGUGGACCAGUCGACCAUCAACUCCACCAGCUUCCUGAUCUCCUGUUGGAUGGCUCAGCAGAAACUGGUGAUGUACAACUUCCUGCCCUCCAUCGCCAAGGUGUCGGACGACGUCUGGACGAACAUGACGUGGAUCGACGAUAGCGUGUAUCGGUUUACGGACUUGGAGCCCUUCACGAACUACAACGUGACGUUCUACAUCCGAGACAGCAAGUCCGACGAGGUCUACGCGUCACACAAAUACGUGAACGCGAGCACCGGAGAAGGAGAACCGUCCCCGCCCAGACGCCUCACCGUCCGCCAGAUGAUCGGGAGCCGCGUGAGCCUCCUGUGGGACCCGCCCUCGGCCCCGCGGGGCGUCGUCACGCACUACACGGUGUACUUCGUGCCCCCGCUGCCCCCCAUGGAGAAGGUGGUCCCGGCCGGAGACGGGAACGCGACGGUCUCCUACACCCUCGACGCCUAUUUCGAGCCGAACACCAAUUACUCGUUCUGGGUGACGGCCUCCAACCGAGCCUUCGCGUCCAACUCCACGGACAUCGCGUACCUGUCGUUCGACGACGUCGGAGACGUCGACGAGAUCGUCAACGUCAGCCUGGCCCGGCUCAACGACACGGCGGUGUCUCUGCGGUGGCACAGGCUGCGGGGCGUCGAGGGCUACGUCGUGGUCACGAGGCUGCCCCCCAACUACGCCGACCCGGAACCUCUCAAGACCGACUCCGACAACGUCACGCUGACCGGCCUCCCCCCGGGCGUCCAAAUAUACGUAGACAUAAAGGCCUACAAGGACGACGUCGUCGGCCGACCCUUCACCGUCCCCGUCAAGACCGGAGGGGAGCCGGACGAAACACUCAACGUGACCGCGACGCUGCUGCCGGAGAGGGGCACCUCGGUUCGGGUAUCGUGGAGGCCGCCCUCCCGGGGCAAGUAUAGGGGCAAGGAGCCGGAGUACGAAGUCUACUACACGCGCAUCGCCAACUUCAAGGCCAAGUUCGGAAAAAUGUCUAACGACACGAAGGUGACGACCGGGAACACGAGCAUCGUGAUCGACGGCUUGAACGCGUGCGAGACCUACAUGUUCACGGCGGGUCUUCGGGGAGGGCCCCUGGCGCCCGUCGAAGCCGUCAUCACCGGGGAAGACGACAGAGCGCCGGUUAAGGACCUGAAGUUUGCGUACGACGAGAAGAAAUCCCACUUGAAAAUCUCGUGGAGCGCGACCUGUGACGUCAUCAGGAAUCCCGUCGCCUACAGGCUGGAGAUAACGGAGAAAACUCACGGCCUCACGAGCCGUUACCAAUUGGAACCCAGCCGUGACGUGUCGUUGUCUCACACGAUGAUGGGGGUGCCUCUCGGGGGAAGAUACCACAUCUGCGUACGGACGGCGGCGAAGGGCUCCCGCGACUCGUGCGCGGAGACCCGCAGCGGGGAGCUGGCUCCUCCUCGCCGGGUGCUGGCCUGGCUCUCGCCCAACGGCCACGUCAUGAUGUCCUGGGACCACCCCGAGCACGACGACGCCCUCAAACCGAAAUACCAAGUCAUCGUCUCGAGCAAAGAGAUUCCCGAGGACCUCAUCCGACCGACGGCGGACAUGAUGACGGCCGAGACCGAGUUCUCCCCCUUCAUCGUGAGCAUCCCCGGCGGAAGCGUCGCGCCCCUGUACGCGGGGGUCCGCACCGUCGUCGACGGGUACUACAGCGACCUCAGCGAGGUGCAGACCAUCGAGAUGCUGGGUAUCGAAGCCGACGAGCUCUCGAGCGCCACGGGCGCGGUGUGGUGGGGCGUGGGCGGGGCCUGCGCGGCGGCUCUGGCCCUGGGCGGAGCUCUGCUGCACGUGCUGCUGCGCAACCGGAGGCUCAACCGGUCCUUCCUGCGCCUGGCCGCGACGCCCCGCUACGACAGCCGCCGGGGACAGGCCACCAUCGACCACGAAGACGACGACGUGCCUCCCAUCCACGGAUUCUCCGACGACGAGCCCCUGGUGAUCGCGUGAGCGGGUGGUUUUGUGAUCUCGGGCCCCGAGAAAUUGGCAGACCUUUUGGAAAUUAUAUGUUUUACUUUUAUAAUGAGGCAGUUAUUUUGACAUUUUAGUUCUAAAAUUUGUAGUGAUUUUUCGUCCGUCACUUGCGUGUGUAAAUAUCGAGUAGGCCCCGGUGGCCGUUGUGAUUGAAAAAAAUAAGUGGACAUUUGCCAGUUCUUCGCGUCCACGUGACGACCCCGGUCGCGUAAAAGUAUUAUAAUUUAACUAGUUUUAAUUUAACGGUCGGUCGAUUCGAUUCUUUUCUAGAAGAAUUUAGUACAAUUAGGGUAAUCGUUCAUUUCGUGACGAGGGCUGUAAACUAGAAGACUUUACGUUUAAUUAAUCCCCAACUCAAGUUCGACACCAAAGAUUUCGCGAACCUUAGAAUUAAUAUGUAUCAUAUAAACGUUUAUAGAUAAUAUAUUUUUGGUGGACUUUUAAUUUUGCCAAAUAUCUAAGUGAAGAGUGUAAGGGUAGCUCCGAUCUCGACGUUCCGAUUCCUUCGUAGUUUUAGUUCCUAAGUGAAAUGCCUCUAGCGUUCUUAUUUUAUUUAUUUGAAUGUUACUCUGAUAGCUAAAUUCGUAUUGUAAGGUUUAUAUUAAUAACGUAGACGUCGCUCAUAAAGAAACAUGUUUCGAUCGUUCUAAUAAAUUGUCUUAAACCUA